Molecule: messenger RNA, 2174 nt
Organism: Bubalus bubalis (water buffalo)
Lineage: Eukaryota; Metazoa; Chordata; Mammalia; Artiodactyla; Bovidae
Gene: LPO
Product: lactoperoxidase
Biological process (GO): response to oxidative stress
Molecular function (GO): thiocyanate peroxidase activity; heme binding
Source: RefSeq, marked provisional
UUCAGCGAUGUGGGUCUGUCUCCAUCUUCCAGUCUUUUUGGCUUCCGUGACCUUAUUCGAGGUUGCAGCAUCUGACACAAUUGCACAGGCCGCCAGCACCACCACCAUCUCUGAUGCUGUGAGUAAGGUCAAGAUCCAGGUCAACAAGGCCUUCCUGGAUUCCCGGACCAGGCUGAAGACGACCUUGAGCUCUGAGGCACCCACCACCCAACAGCUCUCAGAGUACUUCAAGCACGCCAAGGGCCAGACCCGCACGGCCAUUCGCAACGGGCAGGUGUGGGAGGAGUCCUUCAAGAGGCUGAGGCGGGACACAACCCUGACCAACGUCACAGACCCUAGCUUGGACUUGACUGCACUCUCCUGGGAGGUGGGCUGCGGUGCCCCGGUUCCUCUGGUGAAAUGUGAUGAAAACAGCCCUUACCGCACCAUCACGGGAGACUGUAAUAACAGGAGGAGCCCCGCGCUGGGCGCCGCCAACAGGGCGCUGGCGCGCUGGCUGCCGGCGGAGUACGAGGACGGGCUCGCCCUGCCCUUCGGCUGGACGCAGAGGAAGACGCGCAACGGCUUCCGCGUCCCGCUGGCCCGUGAGGUAUCCAACAAAAUUGUAGGCUACCUGGACGAAGAUGGUGUUCUGGACCAAAACAGGUCCCUGCUCUUCAUGCAGUGGGGUCAAAUUGUGGACCACGACCUGGACUUUGCCCCGGAAACGGAACUGGGGAGCAACGAGCACUCUAAAACCCAGUGUGAGGAGUACUGUAUCCAGGGAGACAACUGCUUCCCCAUCAUGUUCCCGAAAAAUGAUCCCAAGUUGAAGACUCAAGGGAAAUGCAUGCCUUUCUUCCGAGCCGGGUUUGUCUGCCCCACUCCACCUUACCAGUCGUUGGCCCGAGAACAGAUCAAUGCUGUGACCUCCUUCCUGGACGCCAGCUUAGUGUACGGCUCUGAGCCCAGUCUGGCCAGCCGUCUCCGGAACCUCAGCAGCCCGCUGGGCCUCAUGGCUGUCAACCAAGAAGCCUGGGACCACGGGCUGGCCUACCUGCCCUUUAACAACAGGAAGCCGAGCCCCUGUGAGUUCAUCAACACCACUGCCCGCGUGCCCUGUUUCCUGGCGGGAGAUUUUCGAGCCUCAGAGCAGAUCCUGCUGGCCACUGCCCACACCCUCCUUCUCCGGGAGCACAACCGGCUGGCCAGAGAACUAAAGAAACUCAACCCUCAAUGGGAUGGAGAGAAGCUCUACCAGGAAGCCCGGAAAAUCCUGGGAGCUUUCGUCCAGAUUAUCACCUUUAGGGACUACCUACCCAUUGUGCUAGGUAGUGAGAUGCAGAAGUGGAUCCCGCCCUACCAAGGCUAUAAUAACUCUGUGGAUCCCCGAAUUUCCAAUGUCUUCACCUUUGCCUUCCGCUUUGGCCACAUGGAGGUUCCCUCCACUGUGUCCCGCCUGGAUGAGAAUUACCAGCCAUGGGGUCCGGAAGCAGAGCUCCCCCUGCACACCCUCUUCUUCAACACCUGGAGGAUAAUCAAAGAUGGUGGAAUUGACCCUCUGGUGCGGGGUCUGCUGGCCAAGAAGUCCAAACUGAUGAAUCAGGAUAAAAUGGUGACGAGUGAGCUGCGCAACAAGCUUUUCCAGCCCACUCACAAGAUCCACGGCUUUGACCUGGCUGCUAUCAACUUACAGCGUUGCCGGGACCAUGGGAUGCCUGGGUACAACUCCUGGAGGGGCUUCUGUGGCCUCUCACAGCCCAAGACGCUGAAGGGGCUGCAGACCGUGCUGAAGAACAAGAUACUGGCUAAGAAGUUAAUGGAUCUCUACAAGACCCCCGACAACAUUGACAUCUGGAUUGGAGGCAACGCUGAGCCCAUGGUAGAAAGGGGCCGCGUGGGGCCUCUCCUGGCCUGCCUCCUAGGGAGGCAAUUCCAGCAGAUACGUGAUGGGGACAGGUUCUGGUGGGAGAACCCUGGGGUCUUCACUGAGAAGCAGCGGGACUCUCUACAGAAAAUGUCCUUCUCGCGCCUCAUCUGUGACAACACCCACAUCACGAAGGUCCCGCUGCAUGCCUUCCAGGCCAACAACUACCCACAUGACUUUGUGGAUUGCUCAGCCGUUGAUAAGCUGGAUCUCUCACCCUGGGCCUCCAGGGAGAAUUAGGGGCCCGGACUCCACAGCCUCCCACACU